Molecule: messenger RNA, 3634 nt
Organism: Cyprinus carpio (common carp)
Lineage: Eukaryota; Metazoa; Chordata; Actinopteri; Cypriniformes; Cyprinidae
Product: fucosyltransferase 8a (alpha (1,6) fucosyltransferase)
Exons: 11
Coding region: 843-2588 (581 amino acids)
Biological process (GO): protein N-linked glycosylation
Cellular component (GO): Golgi cisterna membrane
Molecular function (GO): glycoprotein 6-alpha-L-fucosyltransferase activity; protein binding
Source: RefSeq, a predicted model, not a curated record
AAAAGUAGUUCAGCGCUACAACAUUUUGCUGAAGAUAUCCUGAGAAACGACUGCCUAAUGCCUGGAUGAACCUGGAGACCAGUAGUGAUCCUUCAAGGCCAUUCUGCAUGUACAGCUCAGACUGACCAGCCUCGGCCAACUGCCUUCAGAUCAAUAUGACCAUCUCAAAAUCACUUUGAGUCCCUGCCCAGAACCUAGUAACAACCAUCUGUCAGACAGAUUCUCCUAAACACACAGGAACACACCCUCAAAUCUGUCUCCGUAGCAUUACCAAAUGUUGGUUCGCUUCAAUCACUGAAUAUGCCUAGUUCUCCACCAGUUAAAUUACAUUUCAGCACACAGUAAUUUGGUGCACAAUGGUGAAGGCUUAAUGAUGCUGAAACUCAUCACCCUCAUGAAGAAAAGUCGGGAGUGCAGAAGGAAGUGUGAGGAUGUGCAAGAACCGUCAGGCCUGGCACUGUGAUCUUCUGCAGGUUCAGGGGGAGGGAAUUGUCCUUGCGUGUCCCAGCUAAGCUUUUUAUAGGACACACAGUCUGGACCAGAAUCCCUUGCAGAGUCCUUAGAGGAAUAAGAACUCAUCAGAGCCAUUGGUUUUCUGAAGUAUAGUCUCAUAAGCAAAGUCUCAAGGGAUCUCAAAACCCUCCGCCCCCUCAUCUGCAAGGGGCCGCUGCCAUGAUAUAACUUCCAAGUCUUUAAGUGCACACGCAAGUGAGACCCAGCGACCCCUGACGUCCCCCUUCCGCUCUAGAGGAGUCCUGUGGUGGUGUGCUGCCGCUGAGUUGAGUAUGCCUCAAGCUCCCGUGUUGUGAAAGGAAAGUGUGCGCUGGGCAGCACUAGGCGCCAUGCGUCCGUGGACGGGCUCGUGGCGCUGGAUUAUGCUGGUGCUGCUGGCCUGGGGCACGCUGCUUUUCUACAUCGGGGGUCACCUCGUGAGGGACAGCGAGCAUCCGGAACGGUCCAGCAGAGAGCUCUCUAAGAUCCUGGCCAAGCUGGAAAGGCUGAAACAGCAGAAUGAAGAUCUGAGACGCAUGGCAGAGACUCUCAGGUUACCUGACGGACAGACCGAUGGUGGUCCCGGAGCCGUGGGUAAACUACGCAACCUUGAAGAGCAACUGAUAAAAGCUAAGGAGAAAAUCAACUCUUACCGCAGCCUCCCUGCUGAUGGCCCAGGAAAGGACCAGGAGGAGCUCAGGAGGAAGGUGGAGAACGGCGUGAGGGAACUGUGGUAUUUCGUACGCAGUGAGUUGAAGAAACUAACACUGGUGGAGACUGGAGCAUUACAGAAACAUGUGGACACACUCCUUCAGGACCUUGGACACCAGCAGAGGUCCAUCAUGUCAGACUUGUAUCAUCUGAGCCAGGCGGACGGUGCUGGAGACUGGAGAGAGAAGGAAGCUAAAGAACUGUCCGACCUAGUACAGAACAGAAUCACAUACCUACAGAACCCUCAGGACUGCAGCAAGGCUCGCAAGCUGCUGUGUAACAUCAAUAAGGGUUGUGGAUACGGCUGCCAGCUGCAUCAUGUGGUCUACUGCUUCAUGAUUGCCUAUGGCACACAGCGCACCCUCAUACUGGAGUCGCAGAACUGGCGCUACGCCACCGGCGGAUGGGAGACUGUCUUUAAACCAGUUAGCGACACUUGCACUGACCGCACGGGGGCCUCCACUGGACACUGGUCUGGUGAAGCAAACGAUCGGGAUGUUCAGGUCAUUGAGUUGCCCAUUGUGGACAGCCUGCACCCUCGUCCCCCGUACCUGCCCCUGGCUAUCCCUGAAGAUCUUGCAGACCGGCUUCAGAGGCUUCACGGUGACCCACCUGUGUGGUGGGUGUCUCAGUUUGUCAAGUACCUGAUCCGCCCUCAGGCUUGGCUGUCGAAGGAAAUGCAAGAGGCCACCAGCAAGCUGGGCUUCAAGCACCCCAUUAUAGGGGUGCAUGUGCGCAGGACAGAUAAGGUAGGGACGGAGGCGGCAUUCCAUCCCAUAGAAGAGUACAUGGUGCAUGUUGAGGACCACUACCAGAGUCUGGCCCAGCGCAUGCAUGUAGACAAGAAACGGGUUUACCUCGCCACGGAUGACCCCUCUCUACUGCAAGAGGCCAAGUCUAAGUACCCUGAUUAUGAAUUUAUAAGUGAUAAUUCUAUUUCAUGGUCGGCUGGGCUACACAACCGCUACACUGAAAACUCUCUGAGAGGAGUCAUCCUGGAUAUCCACUUCCUCUCAAGGACCAACUUCUUAGUGUGCACCUUCUCUUCACAGGUGUGUCGAGUGGCCUACGAGAUCAUGCAGACUCUCCACCCAGACGCCUCCUCUUACUUCUACUCCCUCGAUGACAUCUACUACUUCGGUGGGCAGAACGCCCACAACCAGAUCGCUAUCUACCCUCACCAAUCACGCAACAGCGAUGACAUCCCACUUGAGCCUGGAGAUUUGAUUGGCAUUGCGGGCAACCAUUGGGAUGGAUACUCCAAGGGAAUCAACCGCAAAACAGGCCGUACCGGUCUCUACCCCUCUUAUAAAGUCAAAGAGAAGAUUGAGACAGUGAAGUAUCCCACAUACCCAGAAGCGGACAAACUUCUUAAGAAGCCGUAGAUUGAGACAAAGGCAGUGCAAAUACUCUUGUUAAUGAAAUGAGGAAACCCUGGACCACCCGGAUGGGAAUGCACUUUGUGUGUGAGUGUGUAUGAAUGUGUUCGUGUACGUGUGUCUUUGUGUGUGUGUCUGUGUGUGUUGACUAGGGGUUCUUCACAGGGUUUUGGCACACAUUCCUAACUCUGGUGCUUGGACUUUGAGUCUCCCUGAAAUGGCAAUCAGGGUUGUUGAAGACAAAAAACAAAGAGGAUGAACUCAAGGCAACAGAAACAGAAGGCACUGUGCUGUAGAUACUUUCUAAUUAAUCUCCGGGUAAUGAAGGGAACUGAAUAUGUUAAUUUAAGAACACACCUGGAAGAAGUGACUUUGCGACUCCAAACUGAUCAUGACAAAGGAAUCAUAAACCCGGGUUACUCUCGUCCUCCUAUGCUCUUAUACCUCCUUGUGCACAAUGAUGGCAUUCUUUACUCUUAGCCUCACACAACUCGUUUCUCAUGCCAUCACUACGCCAACUGACACUCCUCUUCACACCCAUGAGCUAUUAAUUUCCACUGCCAUACUGUGCUUUUAAAUGUGACUUAUGCUGUUUUUAUUUUCAUAGUAAGGUUUAUCAUGUGCGUGUGUGUGUGUGUGAAGUGUGCGGAUUGGAAAACGGUGCCUAUCAGGGCAAUUGACUCACUUUUUCUGAAAGAGUUUUGACUCUGGAGCCUUAUGGACCAGCCUUUCCAUGCAGAUUUACACUCUUCCCCUCCUUUCCACUUAGUGUCUUAUCCACAGCCAUGUGUCCAUUAUGUUUUUUAAGAGAUCAUUUCAUGUUAUUACAUUUUAAAAUACAAAACAGAUAAGAAAAUGUCACUUAAUAUGAAGAUAAUGAUACUAAUAUUAUUAUUGAUGAUGAUGAUAAGAGAAAGAAUAAUUAUGGCAACAAUGACACUUGCUGUCAUUAUACAUUUUAGUUAAUCAUGAAGGAGUUGUUCAUUGUUUUAUGUUUGCGGGCAUUGUCUCUUUGGUAAGCAGAUCAAAUAAACUUGAUCAGCCAAACUGGG